CAUGGUUAACUCCCCCAGGGAAGGAAAAGUGGCUAGGCCUCCGGACUUUACGCAGCUGAUUGACUUGGCCUCUGAGUUUGUAGGAGGAAAGAUUUUAUUUGCAACAGAUGACUUUUUUGCUCCUGCUGAAAAUCUUCUAAAGAAGGACAACCCAAGAUUUAAGGAACGUGAGUACGCCGAGUUUGGGAAGUGGAUGGCCGGAUGGCAGACCAGAAGGAAAAGGAUCCCAGGUCACGACUGGUGCGUGGUCCAGCUGGGCAUCCAGGGUGUUAUCCGGGGCUUCGACGUGGACACGUCCUACUUCACGGGAGAUCAUGCCCCUCGAGUGUUGAUUCAAGCGGCAAACUUCGAAGAAGAUAAGCAGCCAGAAAUCCCACAACGAGAAGUCAGGACAGGAACUGCGGCCACCCCUGAGGAGUUUGAAGCCAUUUCGGAGCUGAAGUCCGACGACUGGAGUUGCUUGGUUCCCGUGACAGAAGUUAAACCGGGAAAUCCUGCUUCCAGCCACAACUAUUUUCCGGUCAAUUCCCAGCAGAGGUGGAGUCACAUACGACUCAACAUUUUCCCAGAUGGUGGAAUUUCACGUCUUAGGGUAUACGGUACUGGACAAAAAGACUGGACUGCAGGUGACCCCAAAGAACCAUUAGACCUGGUGAUGAUCGCGUAUGGGGGUGCCUGUGUAGGAUUUAGCAAUGCACAUUUUGGGCACCCGAACAACAUAAUAGGAGUCGGCACGGCGAAGUUGAUGGCAGACGGCUAGGAAACAGCCCGGAGGCUGGACAGGCCCCCGAUACUGGAGAAUGAUGAGAACGGUAUUCUCCUGGUUCCAGGCUGUGAGUGGGCAUUUUUCUGAUUGGCUCAUCCUGGAGUAAUAACUCAAAUUGAAAUUGAUACAAAGUAUUUCAAAGGUAAUUCUCCGGAGAGCUGCAAGGUGGACGGCUGCAUCCUGACGACGCAGGAGGAGGAAGACAUGGUCAGGCAGAAGUGGGACCUUCCGGGCCAUAAGUGGAAGCCACUGCUUCCGGUCACAAAGCUGAAGCCCAAUGAGAUGCAUGUGCUGGACAGCCUGACCCCCGAACUGCAGGACGAUACCCACGCCAAGCUCACCAUCACCCCCGACGGGGGCGUGAGCCGCCUCCCGCCCAAGGGCUUCCCCAGCUCUAUCUGCCUCCUGCGGCCCGGCGAGAAGCCCGUGAUGAGGCUCUCGGUGAAGACGGACUUCAGGGCGAACCUCUAACCCACAAAACCCCGGCGACUGAAAAGUGACUCAGACUCUUCUGAAGUGUGCUCAACACGUGAAACUUAAGUUUCUAGCAAUUAGUGUUUCGAAGGUCAAUACAAUUCCUGAUGAUUUAAUAAAGGGGUCAC
Molecule: messenger RNA, 1368 nt
Organism: Odocoileus virginianus texanus
Lineage: Eukaryota; Metazoa; Chordata; Mammalia; Artiodactyla; Cervidae
Source: RefSeq, a predicted model, not a curated record